ACGUUUUUGAGAGAGAGAACCAUUUGACUCUCUCUCUCUCUCACACACACACACAGCAUAUGAGAGAGAGAGAGAAAGAUACAGAAACAUACGAGGUGUAAAGAAGGGAGAGAAUCAGGAGAUAGAAGAGGGACAGAAGGAGCGUGCCGUUGAGUUUUGUUGCUAUAGACACACGAGGACGAUUACUAGAAGAGAAUCUCACAGUACUUCCGGGUCAAGGAGCAGUACAGCACUGGUGUACACACGGUUCUACGUGAGUCUUCAAAACGGCUUUUCAUGACGAAGUGGUUUUCGUGUCCGAGAAGACAGGAAGAUACAACACCGUGGCAAAGGUCUUUAUUGAUCAGGAUCAACGUCUGGCCCUACAGAGGGAGAUAGACAAGGAGUCCCUGUCCACGGUUUCGGUCAGAUCACUGAUGGUCCAAGCCGACACAGGCAACAGGAUGGUUACCAUGAAGAAGACGAACAAGAAGACUGGGAAGGACACCCACGCUGAGGAAGAGAUCUCAGAAAACACUUCCAUAAACCAAGGGAAUAACGAAGGAGUGAAGAAGAAAAAGAAGACGAAAGUAGAGACUCUGGUAGAAGAAGAGCAGGUGUCAUCCAAUGGAGAAUGGGGGAAUACGGAAGAAGACCAGGAGAAACAGAAAGGGAAGAAGAAGAAGUUGUCGUCUGGGACUGACAUCAACGGUGAGGAAGCCAUGACUGAUGGAAAUGACAGAAGGUGCGGCCAGAAGAAGAAAAAACAUAAAGGUGUUAACACUGUUAAAACGGAGGUAGAGACAGAACAGAGUGAAUUAAAGGACGAGAAAGGAGUAGUGGAAAAUGGGCCGAAGAAAAAGAAGCUCUCUCAGGCAGAAGAGACAGAGAUCAGCGUUGUCAAGGCACAGGAAGGAGAGGUGAUAGAAAUAAAGGAAGGCAAGAAAAAGAAGGGAAAAACAGAAGAAGAAAAGAAAGUGAAAAAGAUCCCUAAAGCUGCUGAACCAACUGAGGAGAGUCAGGAGGAGGAAGAGGGGGAGACGAAGAAGAAAAAGAAGGGUAAGAAGAGAGCAAUCGCAGAGAAAGAGAGCGAAGAGGCAGAGAAAGAAGUGAUAGUAAAGAAGAAGAAGGGAGCUGAGGCUACAGUAGCAGUACAGGAGGAGGAACAGAAUAACACCAAAAAGAAAAAGAAGAAACUCAAGUCCUCCAGCAGCGCUGCAGACACCACCAUGGAGACGGAAGGAAAGGAGGAGGGCAAGAUGAAGAAGAGAAAGGCCUCUGCACUAGCAGAGAAGGAGGAUGUGAUGGUGGUGGACAAGCGGAAGCCCAAACAGACGAAAAGGGUGGAUACGAAAGGAGUAGUGGAACAGGCGGAGGACGGAGAGAGCGAGGGAAGGAAAAAGGUAAAGAAGAGCUCCUCUGGGGUAGAGACAGAAAUGGAGGGCAGCACCCCUCACAAGAAAGGGAAGAAGAUUCCGACGAAGGGGAAAAAGAAGAUAAAGGUGGAGAGCUGCGCCCCUGAAGACCAGGAGAGGGACCAGACGGACGUGGUUUUCCUGUCGGAGACCAGGGGAAACGCCUUCGAGAUCCAUAUUGAUCAGGGGAGACGCCUGGCCCUGCAGAAUGAGAUCGACCAGAAGUCCAAUCCAGUCCAACUCAUAGCAGCACCGGUACCAUCGGGUUUGGGCCAGUGGGGCACUGCCCAAUUUGACAGUUCCGACCAACAUAGUAAGUUCCUGCGGUUGAUGGGCGGCUUCAAGAAGGGCGGGCAGCCAAUGGCAGCGAGCGGUGCGACGGGAGGGCGGACCAACAUGGCGCUGACUAAAGACGGACAGCAGAGCUUGCAGCAAGGCCUACUGGGGGAAUUUGAGCGCGCUCAGUCGCGCCGCAUGGACUUCACAGGAAGGGGGGCGGGACUUGGGUUCUCGGCGUCGUCCAAUAAGAAGUUCUCGAUUGACAUCAACAAAACCCGAUCGGUGCGCUUCGAUGACUGAGUCGGGACCCUUGAGUGUGUCUAGCAUCCCAAACGGAUGUGGAUGAGUGUGUGUACCUUUUCUCUUGCAGAGUCUUGGGACUGUCUGUCUGUGGAUGGGGUGUUUAUGAAUGUAUAUACGGUACCAGUCAAAGGUUUGGACACACCUACACAUUACAGGGUUUUUCUUUAUUUUUUACCUUUUUCUACAUUGUAGAAUAAUAGUGAAGACAUCAAAUAACACAUAUGGAAUCAUGUAGUAACCAAAAAAGUGUUUAACAAAUCAAAAUAUAUCUGAGAUUCUUCAAAGUAGCCACCCCUUGCAUUGAUGACAGCUUUGCACACUCUUGGCAAAUAUAUUUUGAUUUGUUGAACACUUUUUUUUGGUUACUACAUUAUUCCAUGUGUUAUUUCAUAGUUUAUGUCUUCACUAUUAUUCUACAAUGUAGAAAAAGGUAAAAAAUAAAAAACCUGAAAUGAGGUGUGUCCAAAGUUUUGACUGGUAACAAAAAUAUAAAUGCAACAGUUAUAAUGAGUUAGGCCCUACUCUAUAGAUUUCACAUGACUGGGCAGGGGUGCAGCCAUGGAUGGGCCUGGGAGGGCAUAGGCCCACCCACUGGGGAGCCAAGUCCAGCCAAUCAGAAAGGGAUUUUCCCCACAGAAAUGCUUUAUUACAGACAGAAAUACUCCGUUUUAUCAGCUGUCCGGGUGGAUGGCGAUACCGCAGGUGAAGACUGAACGUCGAGGUCCUGGGCUGGCUUGGUUACACGGGGUCUGUGGUUGUGAGGUUGGUUGGACGUACUGCCAAAUUCUCAAAAAUGACAUUGGAGGCUGCUUAUGGUAGAGAAAUGAACAUUCAAAUCUUUGGUAACAGCUCUGGUUUACAUACCUGUAGUCAGCAUGCCAAUUGCACACGCCCUCAAAAAACAUAUAUCUGUGGCAUUGUGUUGUGACAAAACGGCGCAUUUUAGAGUGGUCUUUUGUCCCCAGCACAAGGUGCACCUGUGUAAUGAUCAUGCUAAUUAAUGCUCACUAACAUGGAUGUUAAUGUGUGCACAAUGAUAGAUAACAUUUGUGUGUAUGGAACAUUUCUAGGAUCUUUUAUUUCAGCUCAUGAAACAUGGGACCAACACAUGUAUAUUUAUGUUCAGUGUAUAGGAGUACUGUGUGACAUAAAGCUGCUGACAUUGAUUGAA
Messenger RNA from Salvelinus fontinalis (brook trout), 3147 nucleotides. RefSeq names its product lysine-rich nucleolar protein 1 (gene knop1). The record is from RefSeq and is a predicted model, not a curated record. The transcript is spliced from 7 exons. NCBI's taxonomy places the organism in Eukaryota, Metazoa, Chordata, Actinopteri, Salmoniformes, Salmonidae. Bases 417 to 1973 code for a protein of 518 amino acids.